UCCAGCAAACUUGAGCACCAACGUGCAGUAAUAAACUCGCUAAUUCGAAGUUUCUGUACAUUUUACGAUGUUUGGAGGAGCAGAUAGUGGAGGAUUGUACUAAUGAUCUAUGCAAAGAGGCAAGUGGCAACAAAGAGAAAGAGCAUGGAACAAAGAUGCAUUUAUUGAGAAGUGAUAGUUGGCCAACUGCACCGCAUAGUUUUAAACCCACCAAAGAUUGGUGCUAGAAUUUUAUAUCAAGAGAAAUGGCAAUACAUGCAGUCAUGAGGUUGUGGAGUUAUGUGUUGCUGAUAAUCUGGACUACCCACCAAUGCUGCAUUUUGAGGGUCGCUGGACAAGACACUCCCAAUUGCCAGGAUAAAGCGUGCUACCCGCCUUUCAUAAACCUCAUCCAAGACUUGCCAAACAGAACGAUCUCCACCAGCUCCACCUGCGGGACCCCGCCCAGUGUAUUUGAGCUCCACCUCACUAGCCAGGGGGGGGAACAAUACCAACAACAGACGUGCGAUGCGAGCGAUCCGGACCUCGCCCAUCCGCAAACCGCCCUCUACGAUGCAACCAUGGUUUAUUUCUUUUCAGCACCCAACUUGGACUCCUGGUGGCAAUCACGGAAGGGAGCACAGGACGUGGAGCUGCUCCUUACGCUCGGAGACAAAUUCUUAUUUCAAGGGACUCGGCUGGCCUUCCGGAGUCUACGCCCAAAGAGUUUGAUCAUUGAAAAAAGUGCAGAUUUUGGUAUUAACUGGUCUCCACUGCAGUACUAUGCUGUCAGUUGCGCUGAAACCUUCAGUGGUGUUCCUGUGGAGAGAGGGACGCUUAGCUACUCGGCCAUUUGUGAGGAGAGGUACGUAGUUGGGGACACAACAACCCAAGUACCUAACUCAGAUAUUCAGGAGACUCAAUACAACCCGGCUCAACUCCUGGGCGAGGAGUUCUCCCUAAAGGAUGUCAUGGAUUACUUCACGGUUACCAACAUACGCAUCACCCUGGGUCUACCGGGCAGUGCUGUUCAGCUAAGAGACUACUUUGCCAUUGCUGACUGGCUGGUCAGUGGUCAGUGUCUGUGCUUUGGUCAUGCAGAGGAAUGCAAAGGAGAGGAUGGCUCUGACUGCGUAUGCCAACACAACACAGCAGGUUUACACUGCGAUCGCUGCAAGCCGCUGUUCAACAACAUACCAUGGCAAGCAGCGGUCGGGCUAAGUGCAGACAAUGUGUGCCAAGAUUGUGGAUGCAACGGUCGGGCAGCCAGCUGUGUCUACGAUGCCGUUAAGGAGUACGGCGUGUGCCAGGAUUGUACUGAGAACACUGCUGGAGAUAAAUGCGAGCAUUGUAAUGACAACUUCUUCCGCAAUCCGUUCACCGACCCAGCAAAUAAUGACACUUGUGUUGAUCUCAUGGCUCCUUAUCCAUGUAGUCAAUAUUGCUGGCCGUGUAUGUGUAAUGGUAACGGCACAGUAGCGGGCAGUGUUUGUAAUGAGACUGAUGGGAGUUGUGCGUGUAAAGUUAACGUACAGAACUUACUGUGUGAUGAGUGUAAGGAUACUUUCUACAACCUGGACAUUUUGAAUCCGGCUGGAUGCCAACCAUGUGACUGCGAUCCCAUUGGAUCUUUGGGGUCAACAAACUUCUGCAACAAGGGGACCGGGCAGUGUAUCUGCAAGACCAAUGUAGAGGGGAACCGGUGUGACACGUGCAUGACUGGAAGUUAUAGCCUUGACGCCAACAACCCAGACGGCUGCUCUCUCUGCAGUUGCAGCGACGGAGCCUCCUUGAGUGGCCAAUGUGAUGCCACCACAGGGACCUGUACCUGCCGACCGAAUAUUGUCGGGCGCGCCUGCAAUGAAACCACACCCGGAUUCUACGUUCCAAAACUCGACCAGUUGACCCUCGAGGCUGAAUUGGCGUCUGCUGAUAAAGUUGUUAGUAUUGAAGAGAGGCCAUCUAGUGCAGACACUGCAAGGCACACAGGCCGAGGUUUUCUUACCAUCUCACCAAACACUAUCGUCACAUUUGCUGAUGUCGUGGUUCCAAGCACCGCGAACUAUGAACUGGUUCUAAGAUAUGAGAGCGCCGGUAUUUUCCAGAGCGUGCGUAUAGAGCUGACACAGCAGUCACCAGUGCCUUAUGAAUGCAGUGGACAGUCAUUGCCAGGAACCACUAUUUCACUUGUGUCUGAUGUACAAACCGCUGGAGUUGGAGGUGUCCAGCAGUUUGGUGCAGCCUGUUUGAACGCAGCUGGCGUUUAUAACGUUUCAGUCAUUACUGGUUUCUCAUCCCUUGGGCUGUUUUCAUCAAUCCUUCUGGACUCGUUGGUCCUACUGCCCGUGCUCAAUGACCUGAAUGUAUACGCCUCAGCGAUGACCUCCAACCUGACCCGUGAGGUCAUGACAUCCUGUUGGAUGGCAGCCGUUUCCCUGGACCGCAUCGUCAGGGAGUCUGGAGACUGUGUCAUGUAUGAGUUCUCCCUCAUGGCAGAAGUCUACAACGGAGCUAUCGAAUGUUCCUGUAACAAUGGAGGUCAUCUUCUAGGUACACAGUGUGAUUCCUACAGCGGCCAAUGUCAGUGUUUGGAUGGUGUGACAUCACAGUCAUGUGACUACUGUCAAGCCUAUUACUACGGUUACAGCAUGCAGGCAGGCUGCACGGCUUGUGGUUGCGACAUCAACGGUGCUCAACGGCAGGCCUGUGAUGACCUCAGCGGGAUGUGUGAAUGCCACCAGAAUGUGAUAGGAAUUAAGUGUGAUGCUUGCAUGCCAGAGCAUUAUGGUCUGUACACAGGUACUGGGUGUGUCCCCUGCACCUGUUCAUCCAAUUACUCAUUGGACAAUGCAUGCGCUGACUCUGGGCAAUGUAGCUGCAAGCCUGGUAUAGGUGGACAAGACUGCACUGAGUGCGCCGCAGGGUUUUACCAGAUGACAACGGAUGGUUGUACCUACUGUGACUGCAAUAAAGUGGGAAGUACACAGUCUGGCUGUGACUCUAAUGGAAACUGCUUGUGUCUUGAAGGGACUGUGGGGGAUAAAUGUGACGUCUGUGCCGAAGGUUUCUACGGCUUUGGGCCCUGGAGUGAGCGCGGAUGCACCCAGUGCUACUGUUCGUCACACAGUACGCAGUGUACCAGUGCGUUGUCUUGGUUCAGGGGUCAGGUCGUCAGCAGCUGGUCCCUGCUGGACUUUGAUGCGAUAGCUCCACGGUGGACCGGUGUCAACGGAACCGAUUACAGCGUGGACAUAAAUGAAGUCCCAAUUUUUGACUUGUCGAAUCCAAGACUUAUCCUGGAGCUCAGCACUCCGAGCAACUCCACCGAUUUCUUCUUUGUUUCUCCCGACAUCUACCACGGCGACUUCCGCACCGCCUAUGGACAGAACCUGUCUUUCACCCUAAGCCAGACGUCAGACCAGGACCCCUCUGUAAAUCCAGAGGGGGAUGUCUUCAUUGAGGGAAUGUAUGUAGAUGAGUUAUUGGUCGCAUCCUUGCCGUUUGUACCGUAUGCAGAUGGCAACGAGACAGAAUACAACUUGAAACUGCAUGAGAGCUACUGGCGUAAGGGCAGCCCACAAGGGGACCAGCCAACCGCUGAGUAUGUUAUGCAGGCGUUAACUGGUAUCCAGUCCAUCCGUAUCAGAGCCAAGUACAACACGGUACCAGGAGAGUCUGUGUUCUUACAUAGUGUCAUGUUGGACUACGCCACACAGGGUGAUAGCGGUAUCACGGAAGACAAUGCAGACUUUGUGGAGAAUUGCACUUGCCCACCACAAUACACAGGUUCUUUUUGUGAGCAAUGUGCCCCAGGUUAUAGGAGAUCAUCCUUAGCUAGGGGUCCCUUCUCUGAUUGUGUACCGUGUGACUGUAACGGCCAUAGUGAUCUCCCAUGUGACUUAGACACCGGGGUAUGCCAGGGCUGUAGCCACAACACCGGAGGGGAUUUCUGCCAGCUGUGUCUGGACGGUUACCGUGGUGACGCGACCGGCGGAACACCAGGUGAUUGUCAGCCAUGUUUGUGCCCAGGGUCACCAGAUAGUGUCAACUCUUUUGCUGCUGUCUGUGAUGCGGUCGGGGUGUGCGCUAACUGCACAAUCGGACACAGCGGGGACUCAUGCGAGACCUGCAUCAACGGGUUCUACGGAGUACCAACUGACCCAAUGGCCAAUGGCGGGCAAUGCGUGCCAUGUUUCUGCAACCUGAGCCCACCCGAGUGUGACACCAUCACCGGACAGUGUCUUGCCUGCCAGGGAAACACCACUGGACAAACGUGUGAUGUUUGUGACUUUGGCUCUUGGGGAAUGAUAGACAACUGCCAAGAAUGUCUUUGCGAUUCCAUGGGUAGCUAUGGAAACUGCAGUCAGACUACCGGCGUGUGUGAUUGCUAUCCUAAUGUAAUCGGGGACCAGUGUGCAGAGUGCGCCAUGAAUACCUGGGGUAUCGCCAGCAGAUCUGGAUGUACCUUAUGUGACUGUCAUCCAGUGGGGACCAUUAAUCAACAGACACGCUGUGAUUUGGUCACAGGUCAGUGUGAAUGCAAGCCCCGGGUCACAGGUCAAAAAUGUGACCAAUGCGCACAGGGCUACUGGAACAUUGAUCAAGAAUGUAUACCUUGUGAGUGCAGCCUUGAAGGCACUGCCCCUUCCACCUGUAAUGCCUUGGACGGUAGAUGUACCUGUGACCUUGUGACCGGUCAGUGCGGCUGUAAGGUCCCGACCAUAGCUGGACGGACGUGUGAUCGGUGUGGCCGCGUUGAAGAAGAUGGGUCGGAAAUAGUUUCUGAAGUUUUUGUCGGUUCUUUCCCUAACUGUGAACCUUGCCCUGAGUGCUUCCAAAACUGGCGCAAAGCUUUCCAAGACAUGGCAGACGUGUUUACUCAACAGCAAAUGACUCUCGAAGCACUGUUAGCAAACUACGAUGGCAUGACUGCUAUGGAAGUAGACACUAUGCUGAACUUCAUCAGGAGAAACUUAACUAGUGCUGAACAAGCCAUAGAGCUGGGCACCAGGGAAGUUGUUGAUCUGGAAGAUGUAGAGGCAGGCUACAGGCAGAUUUCAAUGGAGAUAGCAAAUUUCACUGCUUUAGUGGCAGCCAUAGAGGCCAAGCAGUCGGUGCUGACGACCAGUACAAACCAAGUAAGUUCCUUCAGCGGGAACGUCAUCGUGGGGGACAACAUGGUCAGGAACGCAGCCCAGCUAGGAGGGGAACUAUCCACUUUGGUGACUGCCCUGAUGAGCCAGUUUCAACUGGCGAAUGGAACAUGGUUCACUAUCCAAGAAUUGAAUGCUGCGAUCGAGGCUUCUUAUCAACACGUCCAGCAACUCAUCAGGGUAGUUGACGGCCUUCUUCAGGAUAUUGAGCGGUCGGCGAUGGAACGCCAGAGCGCGGAAGUGAUUCUCAACGACAACUCCCGUGACGCUGAGUAUACGACGAACGCAGAGCGGCUCGCUGCGAUUGAAAUCAUCCAAGCAGAUUACCCUGUAGCCUCGACCUUCCAGGAUGUGCAGGUUGCCCAGACAGUGGCUCAGGGAGCUAAUGUUACGGCAGAGGUAACCUUGGCUGGGGUUGAGGCCGUUCAGAGGCAGGCUAGUGCCCAGGCUUAUCAGAGUGAAGUGGCUAGGUAUAAUACUACGAAUGCUGAGACGGCAGGGAGUAUGGCUCAAUCAGCUGCAGUGACCUACAAGGAUGUUGCGUUAUCCACCAAAGCCAAUAUGACCAGCUCCUACAUCCAGGUCCUAGACACCUACACAGCUCUACAGGAGGCCGAGUCCCGUACUAUCAACGCCAGAGAUAUUGCGUUUGCUGUCCAGGGCAUGACGGUCCGACCCUCCUCCGAGAUACAAACACUCGUAGAGCUCAUCAAUGCUGCUUCACUGAGUGACACGGACGUGGAGAAUCUACGGCUGGAGUCCAUGAAUAAAUUGACAAGGGCGGAGCAGACCAAGAGAACGGCCGGAGAGGCACAAAUGGAAGCGGAAACAGCCGGAGCUCAGGUGCAGAACUUGGAGUAUGACCUGGCGGAAGCGACCAGAGUGAGGGAAGAGACUUCUCAGAGACUUCAGGAAAUUGAUGGCAACAUCACCGCCAUCACUACAACAGCCAGUCAGGUCCAAGCACAAGCUCAGGAGGGGUACACCAGUGGUCAGCAGACGUCAUCUUCCAUUAUGAGUAUACUACAGGGAGUCAGGAAUACAGAGCAAUGUUUCAGUGCUAAGAGGAACCAGGCUGAAGAUGCUGCUAAUAGGGCUGGAUCAGCCUUCGGUCAAGCCUCAACGGCCCAACAGGUGUUUGAUAGCAUUUCUCAGGACGAUGAGACCACCGAUAUGCUACUGGCUGCAGCGAGGGUACAAUCCUCAGCAGAUGCUACGGUCGUCCAGACAUCAUCUGACAAUGCUAAUCAGCUACGAGAUGACAUCAACUACGUGCAGCAAAUUGCAGAUCUAGAUGCACUCAUGACCCAGUACAUGACCCAACGCACACAAAUGCAGCAGCUGAACUCUUCACUGGAAGGACUGGAGACCAGUCUAGAUGCCAUCAUGGCCAACCUGGAGGGCGCAGAGGGAGGCGAUUUAAAGUGUAAAACGUAGAGAAAGAACUGGGGACUAGUCUAUGUGCUAUUUAUAGUCUCGAUAAAGUAAUAAUAUACAAAACCGACUACAUGUUUGUGUUCUUGACACAUAGAGUUAUAUAUAAGAACUAGAGGGCGCACUGGCCUAUAUACGCGUUCCGGCAUGCGCGCAGGCG
This is a messenger RNA of Asterias rubens (European starfish), 6726 nucleotides long. RefSeq names its product laminin subunit beta-1-like. NCBI's taxonomy places the organism in Eukaryota, Metazoa, Echinodermata, Asteroidea, Forcipulatida, Asteriidae. Bases 246 to 6569 code for a protein of 2107 amino acids. The record is from RefSeq and is a predicted model, not a curated record. The transcript has 37 exons.